This is a messenger RNA of Cladocopium goreaui, 689 nucleotides long. The record is from the annotation of a GenBank genome assembly. NCBI's taxonomy places the organism in Eukaryota, Dinophyceae, Suessiales, Symbiodiniaceae.
AUGGCUGACUUGCCUAGCUGGGACAACAGGCCUCAAGUCGAUUCGGCUGCACUCCUAGCAGUCGUUUUGAAUCUGGUGGCAAAGUUCCCAGAGACAAGCCGUUUGACAGGGCUGACUGAGUUGCACGCCCGAGUGCGCCGAUGUCCGGUGGAGUUUCCAAAGCCAAGCCUGCCAGUUCCGAUGCUUCCUUGCGUCGAAGUUGGCUGCGCGAGAUGCUUAGGGCUCACAGGCGGCUACUCCUACCGCUGGCGCCACAUUGCCUGGGUGAAGCCGUACGAUGAAGCUCGUAGAACUGGAAGCGUACCAUUGGAAAUGGUGCCAGGUGUUGUGACAGGGUCGUAUGAAUUGCUGCUCACAGCAAUCAAAUUCGACAGGGACGUAGGAGACUGUCCAGUCCCCCGAAGCCUUCCCACCAGAUCGGAAUUGAUGGACAAAGAUGAAUCCACCAGGGCUGCCUUAUCUGCAAUGCCCUUGGAGGCAUACCAUGCUUUGGAUCGGGAUUUGUCUGGUUCAGACGCAGAAGAGGAAGCCAGGUGGUUAGCAGGCCACGACUGAAGGAUCGUCAGCUGGAUGAAGUGCUUCACCACCUACAUUUCAAAUUUUUGAACUUGAUGGAAUGGUGAGAAGUUGGUUUUAAAGGUCGACAACGACCGACAGAAGUUUUUGGAUGAAAGGUACAGUGUGAAAAG